AUGUUGGUAGACUUAAUAAAGAAGAAUAACGAAGCGUUAGAAAGGAAUGCACAAGAAACGAGAGAGAGGGAAGAAAGGUUACGCAAAUCAUUAAAGGAAGAGUUACAAGAAAAUAGAGAAGAAGGAAGAAUAUUCAGAGCAGCAUUAGAGAAGAGUUCACAAGAAACAAGAGAAUCGUUAGAGAAGCGUUUACAAGAAACUAAUGCAUCGUUAGAAAGGAAUUCACAAGAAACGAGAGAAUCACUAAAGGAAGAUUUACAAGAGAUCAAAACAUCACAAAUGAAGAUGGAAGAUAAUUUGAAGAAGGAGAUGCAGGAGUUACAAGAACGACUGAAGAUGGACAUCGACGAAAGAGAGAGGAAGCUACAGAGGAACAUAAACCAAGUCCAGGGAGACGUGGAGAAGGUGGAAGAAAAGUUAACAAAAAAGAUAGAAGACGAUGUUGAAGAAACGAAAGCCGAGUUGGGAGAAAGAAUCAACAAAGUGGAAACAAAUUGCAAUCACCGAAUCGCCGAGGUGGCACAGAUGCAGAAACAAUGCAACGAGGCGGUUAAUGGGAUAGGAGAAAAGCAAAGACAAUGGGCAGUAAAUCUAAGAAAUGCUGUAGCCAUACAACUAAAAGAGGAUAAUAAGAGGGUGGAAAUGGAGGUCAAGCAGUUACAACAGGGAGUGCAGCAUUUGGAAAGCAAGACAGAGGAAAUUGAUAGACGAAUUAGCAAUGCCACCUUAGCCGUUGGGGAAGGGAUAGAUUGGUUAAAUGAAGUUGAUGCAGUAGUGAGUUUUGAUGAAGGUACUAUCAAAGUUAAAGGAAGAAAAGGCGAAGAAAAGAGGUUGAAAUUUGCUGAGGGAAAGGCGAUCGAGGAAGAGGAAGAAUUCAGAAGAAUAAAUUUAUGUCACGAAGAGGAAACCACCACGGGAUACGGGGAAGAGGAACCAGUAGCAGAAGUGUUGAUAUACCUUGAGGGACUAGCACGAGAAGAUAGACAUAAAGAGGACAAGAUCAGAAAAAAAUUGGAGGAAAUGACGCACCUAGAUGAGAGGGCUAAGAAGAAAUUAGCUGCAGUAUUAUACAAGAGAGGAUGCGUCGCGGACGGCGGCCCCAGCGAGCGCAAAGGAGACGCGCUGAUCGAAGCAGGCGAGCGACACUCGAUGUCCGCACAUGCUCAAGAGCCGGCGUCCGACCUUCUAAAUGAUGGCAGCGCGGCGCGCCGCUACUAG
Molecule: messenger RNA, 1218 nt
Organism: Schistocerca nitens (vagrant locust)
Lineage: Eukaryota; Metazoa; Arthropoda; Insecta; Orthoptera; Acrididae
Product: calponin homology domain-containing protein DDB_G0272472-like
Exons: 3
Coding region: 1-1218 (405 amino acids)
Source: RefSeq, a predicted model, not a curated record